Molecule: messenger RNA, 2419 nt
Organism: Frieseomelitta varia
Lineage: Eukaryota; Metazoa; Arthropoda; Insecta; Hymenoptera; Apidae
Exons: 3
Coding region: 1075-1770 (231 amino acids)
Source: RefSeq, a predicted model, not a curated record
GACUGGGAACGUCAGAGUGCCCUACGACUGCGCCGCGUGCACAUCCCUGCCUGCUCGAUCGUCACCCGCCCGUAGAUCAUCGUUCACACUCCCGUCGGUGCAUCGAUCCAUUGCGAUCGUUGAUCGCGUUCAUCCGUAAAUACCGAUAGAAGAGGAGGAAGAACAUAGUUUACCAGUGACUCAAGUGUGCUCGUGCGUCGUCUCUCUCUCUCUCCCUCUUCGUUUUCGUGGAUCUUUCAGACUUUCUUUCAUCUUUGGCUCGCGGACGUUUCGUCGUUCGUUUUGUCGAGAGAACUCGGAUGCAACAGCGUAAAAUGCGCGCGCCUUGACGAGACACGGAUAAGUGACAGACACAGUUCGUAAAGGACACCGUAUCGACUGCUUCUUCAUCGAGCUUCUUCAUUGAUUGACGAUGCUUGCACGACGAGAAACGAGUUGAGAGAGCCUUGUGAGAAAGCGGAUCGCGCGUACGCGUUAGAUUUUUAGUUCGUCGAUCGCAUCAACAAACGCGGUGUCACAGCCAGAAAACACCGGACGAUCGAGAGCGAGAUGCGUUGAGCCAUCGAUCACGGCGAGCGGCGCGGGGAUGAGCGAGGCGUUCAAUUAAAGCGUUCCAGAAGCGAGCGACAGAGCAGCAGACAGCAGAGAAGGAAACACAGGGGGAACUUUGCCAGUCGUUGUGACUCGCUUGGAAAAUAUUAGUCGCGGAGAGACGCAGCUUACGAUGCGGUCUCUCGUUCUCGUUCUCGCAACGACGAGCCACCGGUCCCGUUGAAUCUGCUCUUCCGCGUUCUGCAACCACGAGGACACGCUCGAUCUUCCGUUUCAGUGGCAGCGUUUCGAACCGCCGCGCGCGAGUGUCAUUUCGCCUCGAAGAAUCGAACACGGUCGGCGUGAGAAGAUUAGUAGCGCCAGCGAGCGAAGAUACGAUCCAAAGUCGAACAAGCGACGAUCGCGAUCGACAGCCAGCGUCGAUGCUAGCGAGCGUUUCGGCCGAUUGAUUUGGAGCGCGCGUGACAGGGAAGAGGAACAUCGGACUUUGGAAGAAUUCCAGCGGCGAGCCUAGCGUGGACGAUGAAGUGGUGCUUAGUGGUGCUGAUUCUGGCCGGUGUCACACGGGCGGACAAUUCCGUGGAGAGGGACUAUGCGAUCUUCACGUGUCCGGACCUGAAUUCUCAAGAGGAGAUCGACUUGAACGAGAUAAUGGGCAAGUGGUACGUGGUGGAGGUGCUGGAGCACAAAGUCGACCCGUUGAAGCCCGCCGGCGGAUCGAUCAUCGUCGAUUCUUGCCCGAUCGUGAACCUGAGGGGUGUCGAGAACUCGUCCAAGUUCUUCUCGUCGUUGAGGCUGUUGUGGACCGAGCACGCCGGCAAUCUCGAGUACACCUUCCGGAUACCGGAUAUCUCCAGGAAGCCGGGAUUCUGGAUCUCCACCUCUUUGCAAAAUGGUACGCUGGUAGCGAGACAGUACAACCAGUUCGCCGGCAACGUCCACGUAAUGAAGGCCGUGGCCUCGGACAUGGUGCUGACUUUCUGCUCCCGGAGCCCGGACAAUCAGCUGUACUCAUUGCUGCUCUCGCGAGAGCACAUCCUGCAGAAAAGCGACAAACGAGGCGUUCACAAUCUGCUGGCUCGCCGUGGCCUGAAAAUCGUCGGCAUUCGGGAGACCUGCAUGAACAACGCCGCCUGGAGAAGAGGAUCGUUCGAUCCGGUUGGCUGGCUGGUACUAAUAGGAGUGUUGUCCAGCUUUCUCUUUUUUGGCUCUUGGUAGUGGUAGUGACCGCCGAGUCGGAAGAAACGAUCAAAUUUUCGUGCGGGGGAGGGGAGGGAAAUCGUUAGCUGCUUGGCUCGAGUCGAUCUUUAACAAUCGUCCUUGAAUCCUUGAGUUCUUCUCGAUCGAGAUCCCGCUGCCAGAGGAUCGAAGACGACGCCGAACCAAGUCCCACUGCCAUCGCGAGACAAAUUCCCCGCGAAACAAAGUAAAUAAAUCCCUGUUCCUCGUCCUGGACGAAGAGGAAAUGAAGGAAGGAAGGGGCAAUUUCUGCGGCGGUAUCGUGAAAAGGACGGCCGAUUUAACGACGUGGCCGAUAGCAGAGGGCUCGGCUCCUCCUCUGAUCGCAGAAAAAAAAAAAAAAAGAAAAAGAAACAGAAAAGAAAAGCUAUCCUUAAUUGCCAACGCAGCUAACGAUCUCGCGUCUUCUGUCUGUUGCACGAAACCCCGUUUGCGGCGCAAUCGUAACGAAAAUCUCUCGUCUCGUCUCGUCUCGUCUCGUCGUGGCUGUCCGGUGAUGGACGAACGAAAAACACGAAUUUAUCGUUGCCUCUCCGCUAUUCGAUCACGUGAUACCGAUACGAAAGAGAACGAUAGGAUGCACGAUCACCACAGAUCGCUAGAUUCUAUUCGUACGGAACUGUUCGUU